Peronospora matthiolae is the source of this 195-nucleotide messenger RNA. Lineage: Eukaryota; Oomycota; Peronosporomycetes; Peronosporales; Peronosporaceae. The record is from the annotation of a GenBank genome assembly.
AUGUCGACUCCUGGUUUGAAACGGGCGCGCCAUCCACACCCUGUGGAUAGUGUCGCCACCACACGUGUCACAACCCUCGUACCUUACUACCUGGCAGAAGCGUUCCGUUACAAUGUGCCCGAGUGGUCUAAGGGGGUAGACUCAAGUUCUACUGUGUUCGCACUCGUGGGUUCAAAUCCCACCGCUGACACGUAG